Protopolystoma xenopodis is the source of this 489-nucleotide messenger RNA. The record is from the annotation of a GenBank genome assembly. NCBI's taxonomy places the organism in Eukaryota, Metazoa, Platyhelminthes, Monogenea, Polystomatidea, Polystomatidae.
CAAAACAUCACCUUGGUGAAGGAAUGGUGUCACAACGAUCUUAGCGCAACUUUAGUGCGCCGUGCACUCUCCCGAGGCCAGAGCGUGCGCUACUUGGUGCCUGACGCUACGCUUGAUGAAAUAUACGCAGCCGGGCUUUAUGGAGCCAGAUCUCAGACUCGUCAGACUAGUAUCAGCCAUUUGGUCGGUUCGGUAUCAGAUGCAGUUACUCUCCGCACGGAUCCCCGCUCUAGUACUCUGGGCGAUCGUGAAGUGGCUAAAGACGCAAGCCAAGGUGUGUGCACUAAGCCCAAGGAUCGAAGCAGAAGGCUGGGACACAAAGAUGUGACAGUUCCCCAGUCAUUGUCAUUAACCGAUAUCUGUGAAUCUCAAGAUUCCCAUUGGCGAUUUCACGAAGAAGCUAAUGAAGGAACCAAGGAGGCUGUGACGAAGGAGAAAAGAGAGGCGCACAAUAGGUUAGAAGAUAAGUUUGCAAGAUUAGCCCUGUGA